UUUUCAAGGGAAGGAAAUCUCAGUUGCUUCAUUCUCAACUUCCUAUCCAGAGUUCAUGAAUAAUACCACCCACACAGACAUGCAUUCACACGCAGACAGACAGUCACCCUGGAAGCUGCUGUAGAUUAGGUACCACUUAAAAGUGUUACUGAUACAUCAGAGCUGGUUUUCAUAUCAAGAUCAGGACUAGUGAGGAGGCCAGAAUGGAUAUGAGAGAAGACCUAAAUAAAAUAUCAGUAAGAGCUGCAGAGAAAUUUCCUCAUCCAGAUAACAGCUUUAACGUGUAUGAAGAAAUGAAAGGAGGUCGUGUGGAGUGUCACAUAAGAAGAAAGAACCAGAAACAGCAGAGUUCAGCUCAUGAAAAAGCUAAGAGCAGAUGCUACAGGCUGGCUGCAGUGUGUCUGGGGCUGCUGUGUGUUCUCCUGAUGACCGCCGUCACACUGCUGUGUGCGAAGCUUACUGCAGAGAGAAACCAGUUACAAAACACUUACACCAAACUUUCCUAUUUGGAAAAGGCAAUCCAGGAGGGUUGGAGGUAUUUCAACUCUAGUCUGUAUUUCAUCUCCACUGAGAAGAGGAGCUGGACUGAGAGCAGACAGGACUGCACAAAGAGAGGAGCAGACCUGGUGAUCAUCAACAACAGAGAAGAACAGGAGUUUGUGGAUUCCUUGAGUAGCUGCAAAGAUGCUUCGGUUUUUAUUGGUCUGACUGACAGAGACUCAGAGGGGGUCUGGAAAUGGGUGGAUGGUUCAGCACUGACUACUGCAUACUGGAUGAGUGGUCAACCCAAUAAUGGUGGAUGGAAAGGCCCACAGGACUGUGUUGUAACGAGGUCUGAAGCUGGGAAAAGAUGGAAUGAUAAACCAUGCCAAGAUGUCCUUUAUUGGAUCUGUGAGAAGAAACUCUUUUCCUGAUUUCCAGGAACCGAGAAUGAUCACAUGCAUUUGGAAAAAGUUUAUAAAAAGAGCAAAAGAUACACUCUA
Colossoma macropomum (tambaqui) is the source of this 983-nucleotide messenger RNA. RefSeq names its product CD209 antigen-like protein E. Gene Ontology annotation, molecular function: signaling receptor activity. The record is from RefSeq and is a predicted model, not a curated record. Lineage: Eukaryota; Metazoa; Chordata; Actinopteri; Characiformes; Serrasalmidae. The coding region runs from base 204 to 914 and encodes 236 amino acids. The transcript is spliced from 5 exons.